This is a messenger RNA of Vombatus ursinus (common wombat), 4663 nucleotides long. It is a transcript of the gene MBNL2, whose product is annotated as muscleblind like splicing regulator 2. Gene Ontology annotation, molecular function: metal ion binding. Lineage: Eukaryota; Metazoa; Chordata; Mammalia; Diprotodontia; Vombatidae. The record is from RefSeq and is a predicted model, not a curated record. Bases 837 to 1976 code for a protein of 379 amino acids. The transcript has 8 exons.
CAGUCUUACAGCAACAGAGUUUAGACGGUGUCUUUGCUUCAUCAUCUGAAGGGAAAAUUCCCAGGCAGAAGGCUUCUCGAGUACAAUAAAAAGGGAAUGAGAGGUAUUUACCCGAACGUUUCUUCCUAAUGAUGCAGUGGGAAAGGUUUGGCCAUUUGAUUUUACCAGAUGGCCCUGUGCUGAUUACAAACGUGAGGAGCAGACAGAGCUAAAUAAGGUUCAUGAUUAAAAAGUGCCUUUGUGAAGUCACUUUUACCAGAAACGACUAUUCUACACACCUCUGUGUUUGCAGAACUUGGUCUCUGCCUACUCUGAACACCUUGUCCUGACCUCAUGUGUGACUGUCUGAAAUCGCCACUUUUUCAACUUCAACAUUAAAAAGGUGAAAGGAAAAAACAAAACUGCUAGAACGUGAACAACUGACAAGGUUGUUUUCCAGUGUCACCAAUACAAGAAAGCAGCAUUGGAAGAACUAACAUUCUCUCGAGGAGUGUGAUUGCCUUGGAGUCACUCUAUAAGAAACGGUGUCAAAAACAGACAAGAGACUUAGACAUUUUACAGCCAGAGAUGACACCGAGUAUGUUUUCACUGCAGCCCACCUUCUUCAAGUGGGACAUAUUGAUUGAUGAGUGACUGCUUGCUGAUAAAUUGUCUGUUCUUCUUCUGCUUUGUGCGUAUUGGACUCCAUUAAUCAACUUGUUAGCUCUUCUAAGAGCUGGAUGGUGGUUGGUUUCUCAACAGUAGUUUUGUUUUGUUUUACUUUUUGAAGUUGGUGGAUACCUGACUGACAUAAUUCACUUAAUAGCAACACCCAGAACCUAAAUCUCUUUUUCAUCAUGGCUUUGAACGUUGCUCCUGUGAGAGACACAAAAUGGCUGACACUGGAAGUAUGCAGACAGUUUCAGAGAGGAACUUGUUCACGCUCUGAUGAAGAAUGCAAAUUUGCGCACCCCCCCAAAAGUUGCCAGGUUGAAAAUGGCCGUGUAAUUGCUUGCUUUGAUUCCCUAAAGGGUCGUUGCUCAAGGGAGAACUGCAAGUAUCUUCACCCACCGACACAUUUAAAAACCCAACUAGAAAUUAACGGGAGGAACAAUUUGAUCCAACAAAAAACUGCAGCAGCAAUGCUUGCCCAGCAGAUGCAAUUUAUGUUUCCAGGAACACCGCUUCAUCCAGUUCCUACGUUUCCUGUAGGUCCAGCACUAGGAACAAAUGCAGCAAUUAGUUUUGCUCCUUACUUAACACCUGUAACCCCUGGAGUUGGGCUAGUCCCUACUGAAAUUCUACCCACCACACCUGUUAUUGUUCCUGGAAGUCCACCUGUUACAGUCCCUGGCUCAGCUGCUACUCAGAAACUCCUCAGGACAGAUAAACUCGAGGUGUGCAGGGAGUUCCAGAGAGGAAACUGUGCCCGAGGAGAGACUGACUGCCGCUUUGCUCAUCCUUCAGACAGCACAAUGAUUGAUACAAAUGAUAACACUGUAACCGUUUGUAUGGAUUACAUAAAGGGUCGUUGCAUGAGGGAGAAAUGCAAAUAUUUCCACCCUCCUGCACACUUGCAGGCCAAAAUCAAAGCUGCUCAGCACCAAGCCAACCAGGCUGCCGUCGCUGCUCAGGCAGCCGCUGCAGCAGCGACAGUGAUGACUCAGUCGACUGCCAAAGCAAUGAAGCGACCUCUCGAAGCAACUGUAGACCUGGCCUUUCCUCCCGGUGCUCUUCACCCUUUACCAAAGAGACAAGCACUUGAAAAAAGCAACGGUGCCAGCGCCGUCUUUAAUCCCAGCGUCUUGCACUGUCAGCAGGCACUCGCCCAUGCGCAGUUGCAGCAACACACGGCAUUUAUUCCUACAGAUAAUACUGAAAUAAUCAGCAGAAACGGAAUGGAAUGCCAAGAAACCGCAUUGAGAAUAACAAAACAUUGUUACUGUACAUACUAUCCUGUUUCCUCCUCGAUAGAAUUGCCACAAACUGCAUGCUAAAUAAAAAUGUAGUUCUUCUGGACAGAUCACAAACUCUAAGAAGCUAGUGCUGCUAUAUCAUAUAUGAGUAUUAAAUAUGGUAUGCUUAGUAUAUUCCAACCUAAAAUAGUUAACUACCUGAUGCCAGCUGUGAUGUUUAAAGACAUAAAGGGUAAAGUUUACUUUCAAAAGUUCUCUAAACAUGGUUUUCUGUCCUAGGGAAUAUUGUCUUAUCUCCAUAACUAUAGCUGAUGCAGAAAGCCCAACCAAUUUCUUCUUUUCAGACUCAGAACAUUUCAAAUUUAGCAAUAAUCAGUUUGCAUUGGUUCCAACCUGUCCCAAGUACAGGUUAAAUUCUCACUCGAAUUAUUAUCGUUUCCUUUGCCCACUUAAUCAAAGGGUAAGUGUUCACUUCUCAAUGAGAUGAUGCUGCAGCAAAGAAAGAAGUGAAGUAAAACUAAGACCUGUCCUACAGGUCUCAAAUUCUAAUGGAAAAUCCAAGGACAAGCACAAGUUCUGGGGAUGCAUCAAAGCAUAGUGUUUGGCUUGCCUGGAGAUGCUGUGUUGAAUCAUGUGAUUCUAGAAUAAGAAAAAUAGAUUAAAAGAAACAAAAACUUUGCACGGUAUGAGCUUCAUACCCCCAACCAACAAAGUCUUGAAGGUAUUAUUUUACAAAUAUAUUUUUAAUGUUGUUUUAUAAGAGAGACUUUGCAGAAGUGCCUAAAUUUUGCCAGACUUCAUCCAGCUUGAAGGAAAGGAGGCCAAUGCCAACAACCUAAUCUAAGUGAUUAGUCUUUCAAACUCACCAUCCAGUUGCCUGUCACAGAAUAACACUUUGAAACUAAAGAUGUAUGUAGUAAAAUAAAGAAGCUGUAGGUGAGGAGAUCUGUAUAAUAUUCUAAUUUAAGUAAAUCUGAGGUUAGUCACUUAAAAUCUGACUGUGACUUUAAUCUAAAUUACUAUGUAAACAAACAACAAAAAAGUAGAUAGUUUCACUUUUAAAAAUCCAUUACUGUUUUACAUUUUAAAAGUUGAAUUAAAGGGUUGUAACUGACUACAGCAUGGAAAAAUAGUUCUUUUAAUCUUUUCACCUUAAAGCAUAUUUUAUGUCUCAAAAAUAUAAAAAAACUUUAAUACAAGUACAUACAUAUUAUAUAUACAUACAUAUAUACGGAUAUAUGGAUGAAACAGAUUUUAAUGUUGUUUACUUUUUUAAAUACUUGGUUGAUCUUCAAGGUUAUAGCGAUACAAUUAAAUUUUGUUCAGAAAGUUUGUUUUGAAGUUUAUUUUAAGCACUAUUGUACCAAAUAUUUCAUAUUUCACAUUUUAUAUGUUGCACACGUCCGAUACAAUACCUACAUAGUCUUUAAAUUAUUGUUUCAAAAACAAAACAGCUGUAAUAAAUGAAUAUGAUGUGUAAUUGUUUAAAACAUCCCUUUAUUUUGUGAGCAUAUUAGUGAUUGCAGUAUUUUGACUUAAACUUUUCAGACUGAAUGUAAAAUAUUUUAAAUGUUGGCAUCACUGCCAAUCCUGAAAACUAGAGACACUAACUGUGUCAUGAUUUGUCUCAAAAAAGAUCUGCCAUUUUAACUCAUGUUGCUCAGAGUCUAAUUCCUAUCUAUUUAUAUUAAGUCAUAGAUUUGAUCACCCUAAUGAGAGAAAAAUCACAAUCUAAGUGUAAUCUAACAUAGUGCUUGUACUGUUACAUUUGUUUUAAUUUGUGGGAAAAUAUUGUAUCUAAACUUUUAUUACUUUGGUAGUUUUACCAUUAUAUACUAUUAGUAUUUGUAAUUUUUCUCAAUUCUAACAAUGUAGUUAUGCUACAACUUGCCUAUAGCAUUCAAGGUUGUUUUUGUUCAUUUUUUUUUAAUACUUAUUAAUUUAGAUUCCUUGAAAACUUAGUACACAUAACUAAAAGGUAAAUUAUGAGCAUCACUGAAAUAUUUUUGUAGACUACUUGUUAUAACAUUGUCUUUCAUGUUAUUGUUUCAUAAUUUUGAUUUUUUAAUGACUAUUAUACAACUAUUUUCAGCCCUUUAAGAUAAACCAUCAAAAAGCAUCACAUAUACACAUCCCAAGAAAUAGAAAAGACUGUAUUUUUAAUAAGAUAUCCAUUUUCCAGAAUUUGUGACUAUAUUAUGCAAAAGGACCAUAAGGAUACCAUUUACAGUAAGGAGGAGGCAAGGCAAUUACAUAGAUGUACAAAUAUAUGUACAACAGAUUUUGCUUUUUAUUUAUUUAUAAUGUAAUUUUAUAGAAUAAUUCUGGGAUUUGAGAGGAUCUAAAACUAUUUUUCUGUAUAAAUAUUAUUUGCCAAAAGUUUGUUUAUAUUCAGAAGAGUCUGAUUAUGAUGAAUAAAUCUUAAAUGCUUUGUUUAAUUACAAAAACAAAAUCACCAGAAUCCAAGAUGAGAAAAUAUCAAUUCAGUAAAUGCUGUGGUUAAGAGACUGGAUCUCCACUUAUUUUGAGAACAGCAUUUCAUUAUUGGUUUUCAGUAAUUUAACAGCACUUCACCAAAACAUUCACCUCAAUCACUCCACUGACAACACUUCUACUAAAUCUUUCAGUAACACUUACCGAAAGCCCUCAUUCAUUACCUUUCCAUGUAAACAGAAGUCUAAUUUGUAUCAAUUCUAUGUUUCAGUUGUAAUAUUGAGUUCACUCACCCAAUGUGCAACCAAUGAAAUAAAAGAAGCAUUUAAAAAUGA